Symbiodinium necroappetens is the source of this 420-nucleotide messenger RNA. Lineage: Eukaryota; Dinophyceae; Suessiales; Symbiodiniaceae. The record is from the annotation of a GenBank genome assembly.
AUGACGCGAUGCGAGGGCAAGGAGGUUUUAUUGCUGCACUCGGCUCUGCGGAAGUACGUUCCAAUGCCGCGCGACGAGGAGAUAGACAGCUUCGGGCAAACUGUGGAAGACAAGGCCGACCUGUUGCAGGAGUUGCUCAUGGGACUUGCAGACCACUUUGGAGUCGACGCCCCUGCAGCUGUGGAUCUGAGCAACCUGGGAAACUCUUUCCUGCAGGAGCUGUACCAGAUGCUGAGCCACGUCAAGGCUGAAGUUGUGGCCAUGGCAACUUGUUGUAUAGCCGUACAAAUGAUUGAGGAGACACCCCCACACAAGAGCCGAGGGAUCCUGAGAGGUAGACAAGAGUUGGCAAGUGACCAAACUCUGCGUGGCGAAACCCGGGCUCGAGUUGUUUUGCCGAGUGUGCUACGCGUGUCAUGA